GGCGGAGCCCGCGGAGCGCGGCGAGACCCGGCGGGUGCUGGAUGGUGCCCGCCCGGCCGUGGGGCGGCGGAGGGGCCGCUGAGCCCGGAGGCGGCGGACGGGGCUGUCCCGGAGGAUCACCACGGGGUGAGAGAAUGAAGAAGCCAGCUGAGCGGCAGCAGGAUGGGGCAGCAGGACCUCCCGCGCACUGACGAGUCCCCGCCGAUGCUCCCGUGGCCGCUGGCCCUGCUGGCCCUGAGCGCGUGUUGCUGCUUGGGGGUGGCUGGCGGGGCAAGUGGCACGGUGCCCCAGCAGCAUGCUGCCCCCGCGACCCCUUCCUCCUCCUCCUCAUCCUCCUCUUCCUCUGGCCGGGCGCCCCUCGACUGGCUCCUCACCGACCGGGGACCCUUCUACCGAGCCCAGGAGUACGUGGAUUUCAUGGAGCGCUAUCGGCAGGGUUUCACCACCAGGUACAGGAUCUACAGAGAGUUUGCUCGCUGGAAGGUGAAUAAUUUGGCCUUGGAGAGGAAAGACUUCUUCAACCUGCCGCUUCCCCUGGCCCCUGAAUUCAUCCGCAACAUCCGACUGCUGGGACGCCGGCCCAGCCCCCAGCAGAUCACCGACAGCCUCAUCAAAAAGUAUGGGACCCACUUCUUGCUCGCUGCCACGCUGGGAGGAGAGGAAUCCCUGACCAUUUUUGUGGACAAGCGCAAGCUGAGCCGGAGGGCAGAGCCUGCUGGAGGGGCUGGGAACAGCUCGGGGGUCUCACUGGAGACCCUGCACCAGCUGGCAGCCUCCUAUUUCAUUGACCGGGAGAGCACGCUGCGCCGCCUCCACCACAUCCAGAUUGCCACGGCUGCCAUCAAGGUGACUGAAACACGGACGGGGCCGCUCGGCUGCAGCAACUAUGACAACUUGGACUCAGUGAGCUCGGUCCUGGUGCAGAGCCCCGAGAACAAAGUGCAGCUCCGAGGGCUGCAGACAGUGCUCCCUUCCUACCUACGCGAGCGGUUCGUGGCAGCUGCCCUCAGCUACAUCGCCUGCAGCUCGGCCGGGGAGCUGGUGUGCCGCUGGAACGAGUGCCGCUGCCAGUGCCAGCCCGCGUUCCCCCGCUGCAACUGCCCCGAGCCCGACGUCCAGGCGCUGGAGAACAGCCUGGCCCAGCUCCAGCGAGCCUGGGAGAGCCACCACAGCCAGUUCGAGGAGUCAGAGGAGUUUCAGGCCCUGGUGAAGCGGCUCCCUGGAGAUCGUUUCCUGAACAAGACAGCCAUCUCCCACUUCUGGGCCAUGGACCUGGACGUCCAGCAUCGCUACCAGCAGCUGGGCACCAGCCUGAAGCUGCUUUCCAGGAAAACGCACCGACUCCUCCGUCGGCUCUUCAACCUCAGCAAACUCUGCCACCGACAACCUCACUUCAAACUACCGAAGGAGAGGUCCCUCCCUUACUGGUGGAGCCGCGCGCAGUCACUCCUGUACUGCAGUGAGACCACCGUGCCUGGGACCUUCCUGGAAGAAAGCCACAGCUGCACGUGUCCUUCUGACCAGCCCUCCUGCCAGGGGUCCAUACCGUGUGCCUUGGGCGAGGGGUCAGCCUGUGCCAGCUGCGCUGAGGACAACAGCACCCGCUGCGGGACAUGCAACCACGGCUACGUGCUCACCCAGGGCUUCUGCCGCCCCGAGGUGGCCGACUCGCUGGAGCACUACCUGGGCUUGGAGACGGACCUGCAGGACUUGGAGCUCAGGUACCUCCUGCAGAAACGGGACAGCCGCAUCGAGGUCCACUCCAUCUUCAUCAGCAACGACAUGCGCCUGGGAAGCUGGUUCGACCCCUCCUGGAGGAAACGGAUGCUCUUGACCCUGAAGAGCAACAAGUACAAGCCUGGGCUCGUUCACGUGAUGUUGGCCCUCUCCCUGCAGAUCUGUCUCACCAAGAACAGCACCUUGGAGCCUGUCAUGGCCAUCUACGUCAACCCCUUUGGGGGAAGCCACUCAGAGAGCUGGUUCAUGCCUGUCAAUGAGGGCAGCUUCCCAGACUGGGAAAGGACUAACGUAGAUGCCUCUGCCCAGUGCCAAAACUGGACACUCACCCUGGGCAACAAGUUUAAGACCUUCUUUGAAACAGUCCACGUCUACUUGCGGAGCCGCAUCAAAUCUCUGGAUGACAGCUCCAACGAGACUAUCUACUAUGAACCCUUGGAGAUGGCAGAUCCCUCCAAGAACCUGGGGUACAUGAAAAUCAACAGCUUGCAAGUCUUUGGCUACAGCCUACCCUUUGAACCGGACUCUAUUCGUGACCUGAUCCUUCAGUUGGACUAUCCCUACACCCAGGGCUCCCAGGACUCGGCCAUGCUCCAGCUGUUGGAGAUUAGGGACCGGGUGAACAGGCUGUCACCCCCUGGCAAAACCCGCCUUGACCUCUUCACUUGUUUGCUCCGCCACAGGCUCAAGCUGGCCAACAACGAGGUGGCGAGGAUCCAGUCCUCCUUGAGAGCCUUCAACGCCAGGCUGCCCAACACAGUAGAGCAGGAGACGGGCAAGCUGUGCAGCUAACGGCUGGGGCUGCUCAGAUCUCAGAGCAAGGGGGUCGGGAGAAAGGACUCCCUGCGGAAAGAGAUAAAAUAACCACUCUAAAUCAAGGCCUUACCUUAGUGCCAACCGCGUGCUUCCAUGGUACACCCAACGACUGGCCAAAGAGGCGCAGGGCUCGGGCGGACACAGGACAGCAGUGGGACCAUGGAGGAGGGAUGGUUCAUGCAGUGCAGACUGGCUGUGGGUGCAGGGAUGAUGCCACCGUGGCCGCCCUGUGUCAUGGCUUUUGCUCGAGCACUGGUGGGUGGCGGGAUGUGCCGAGGGAUGUGGCUCCGCCAGAGGCAGCUGCUGGCCCCACCAUGAGGUUCCUCCAGCGUCUGUCUCCCCGGCGCCUCAACUUUUGUAGUCUUUUUAAGAGCGGUUUCUACUGGCGCCUUCUCUUUUGCAUCUCCCACAACCUUUCCUGGGGCCGAGCCCUCGCACAGUGGGGAGAGCAACUCUGCCAUAAGCCUCUGCGACGCAGCAGAUCUCCCCUGGGGCCUCUCUGCGAGCAUCUGGUGCCCACUGUGGUUCCAAAGCAUCAUCGCCCCUUGCAUGGGCAAGGACCUGGUACCUGCCCCGUGGAUGUUGCUGUCAUGGACACCGACGGAGACCUCUGGGCCACAAUUCCUUACAAAAAAAGAAAAGAAAAAGAAACCUUAAACAAAAGAAAAAGGAAAAAAAAUGUUUUAUUUAUGUACUUAUUUAUUUGUUUUGUUUGAGAGGGUUUUUUUUAAGCCUAUUUAUUUGGGGAAGGUCAUUUCUUGUUGG
Cuculus canorus (common cuckoo) is the source of this 3318-nucleotide messenger RNA. It is a transcript of the gene BRINP2, whose product is annotated as BMP/retinoic acid inducible neural specific 2. The coding region runs from base 163 to 2529 and encodes 788 amino acids. Gene Ontology annotation, biological process: negative regulation of mitotic cell cycle; positive regulation of neuron differentiation. The transcript is spliced from 8 exons. The record is from RefSeq and is a predicted model, not a curated record. NCBI's taxonomy places the organism in Eukaryota, Metazoa, Chordata, Aves, Cuculiformes, Cuculidae.